CUCUCUCUUUUUCCUCCCAGCUCCGGCGAGCACCCAGGUAGCGGCGGAGGUUGCCAGCCGGGCUGUCUUCCCGCUUGCCGCAGAGCUCCGGGCAGAGGCAGCCGGCUGGGGGGGUCCGGGCGUCCGGCUGGGGCUGGGGGCUUCCUCCGCCGAGCUUCUUCCCAGAAGGGGAAGGGGGCGCGGAUCUGCCUCUUCCCCCCCCCGUCGGAUGAGCAUCCCGGGCUGUCCUUGAGCCAGCCAGCCGCAGACCCCCGAAGACCCCCCCCCGCCGCCGCCUGGCCGUCAUGGGGAACCGGGGCAUGGAAGACCUGAUCCCCCUGGUCAACCGCCUGCAGGAUGCCUUCUCCGCCAUCGGCCAGAACGCCAACCUGGACCUGCCCCAGAUCGCCGUGGUGGGGGGCCAGAGCGCCGGCAAGAGCUCCGUGCUGGAGAAUUUCGUGGGGAGGGACUUCUUGCCCCGCGGAUCCGGGAUUGUGACCCGACGCCCCUUGGUUCUGCAACUGGUUAACGCCACAACUGAAUAUGGAGAAUUUCUACACUGCAAAGGGAAGAUAUUUACGGACUUUGAGGAGAUCCGUAUGGAGAUCGAAGCCGAGACCGACAGAGUCACCGGCUCUAACAAGGGGAUCUCCUCCGUCCCCAUCAAUCUGAGAGUUUAUUCUCCUAACGUCCUAUGUCUGACCCUGGUGGACCUUCCUGGAAUGACCAAAGUCCCAGUUGGAGACCAGCCAGCAGACAUUGAAUUCCAGAUCCGAGAGAUGCUGAUGCAGUUUGUCACCAAAGAAAACUGCCUUCUCCUUGCCGUGUCGCCAGCCAACAGCGAUCUGGCCAACUCGGAUGCUCUUAAGAUCGCAAAGGAAGUUGACCCUCAAGGCCAACGUACCAUUGGAGUCAUCACCAAGUUGGACCUGAUGGAUGAAGGAACUGAUGCGCGGGACAUUCUGGAGAACAAGCUGCUUCCAUUAAGGAGAGGUUACAUCGGGGUGGUGAACCGCAGCCAGAAGGACAUCGAUGGGAAGAAGGACAUUCAGGCUGCUUUAGCGGCCGAACGCAAGUUCUUCCUCUCCCACCCGGCGUACCGGCACAUGGCAGACCGUAUGGGGACUCCCUACCUGCAGAAAAUUUUGAAUCAGCAACUGACCAAUCACAUCCGCGACACUCUCCCAGGCCUGAGGAACAAGCUCCAGAGUCAGCUGCUGUCUAUUGAGAAGGAAGUAGAAGAAUACAAGACCUUCCGCCCGGACGAUCCAGCCCGGAAGACCAAAGCUUUGCUCCAGAUGGUUCAGCAGUUUGCUGUGGACUUUGAGAAGCGCAUCGAAGGUUCUGGAGAUCAGAUCGAUACCUAUGAACUCUCUGGUGGUGCUCGGAUCAAUCGCAUCUUUCACGAACGAUUCCCAUUUGAGCUUGUGAAGAUGGAAUUUGAUGAGAAGGAACUUCGAAGAGAGAUCAGCUACGCGAUUAAGAACAUCCACGGCAUCAGAACUGGCCUCUUCACCCCUGACAUGGCUUUUGAGACCAUUGUGAAGAAGCAGGUCAAGAAGAUUAAAGAGCCCUGCCUGAAGUGUGUGGACAUGGUCAUUUCGGAAUUAAUCAAUACGGUUAGACAGUGCACCAAGAAGCUAAGCCAAUAUCCUCACCUGCGGGAGGAGAUGGAGCGGAUCGUGACUACUCACAUCCGGGACAGAGAAGGAAAGACCAAAGACCAGGUCAUGCUUCUGAUAGACAUUGAGUUGUCCUACAUGAACACCAACCAUGAAGACUUCAUUGGAUUUGCCAAUGCUCAGCAAAGGAGCAGCCAAAUGAAUAAGAAAAAAACAGCUGGGAAUCAGGAUGAAAUCCUGGUGAUCCGCAAGGGUUGGCUCACGAUCAACAAUAUCGGCAUCAUGAAGGGCGGCUCAAAAGAAUACUGGUUUGUCCUGACUGCAGAGAAUCUCUCGUGGUAUAAAGACGAUGAGGAGAAAGAGAAGAAGUACAUGCUUCCGGUGGACAACUUGAAGGUGCGAGAUAUCGAGAAAGGCUUCAUGUCCAGCAAGUACAUUUUUGCGCUGUUCAACACAGAGCAAAGGAAUGUUUACAAAGAUUAUCGUCAACUGGAGCUGGCGUGUGAAACCCAGGAAGAGGUAGACAGUUGGAAGGCCUCCUUCCUGCGGGCUGGCGUUUACCCAGAACGUGUUGGGGACAAAGAUAAAGGUGGGGAGUCAGAAGAGAACGGCUCGGACAGCUUAAUGCAUUCACUGGAUCCCCAGUUAGAGAGGCAAGUGGAAACGAUCCGGAACCUUGUUGAUUCCUACAUGGCCAUCGUCAACAAGACCAUCCGUGACCUCAUGCCCAAGACAAUCAUGCACCUUAUGAUAAACAAUACCAAGGAGUUCAUCCACUCCGAGCUGCUCGCCAACCUCUACUCCUGUGGUGACCAGAACACCCUCAUGGAAGAGUCAGCCGAACAAGCCCAGCGACGUGACGAGAUGCUGCGCAUGUAUCACGCCCUGAGAGAGGCCCUUAACAUCAUCGGGGACAUCAACACCACCACCAUCAGCACCCCGCUGCCUCCGCCGGUGGACGACUCCUGGCUGCAGGUGCAGAACAUACCGUCCGGACGCAGGUCUCCCACCUCCAGCCCCACACCACAGAGAAGAGCACCGGCAGUCCCACCCACCAGACCUGGAUCACGAGGACCAGCUCCUGGACCUCCGCCUGUUGGUGGACCCAGCCUCGGUGGUGCUCCCCCUGUGCCUUCCAGGCCGGGGGCCUCUCCUGAUCCUUUUGGGCCUCCCCCACAAGUCCCCUCGCGGCCCAACCGUGCGCCUCCGGGGGUCCCAAGCCGCAAGGGUCCCGCUUCACCUACACGAGCCACAUUAAUCCGAUCAGCUGAAUCUUCCCUCUUAGAUUUAUAACCCAAGGCCUGUAGACAGCUGGUGACAAGUUCCCCCUGCCUGGGUUUCCCUCUACUCUGUCAAUCCAGAAUCUGCCCGAGGCAUCUCCUCGGCUCCUCUGCCCCUUCCUCCACGUGGUUUCAAAAAAAAAAAAAUGCUCGUUUAGUGAUUGACCACUUUGUCUUCUUUUGUGCGUCCGUAUUGCUUGUGAGCCUAGAGUAGUCCUAGUUGAAGGGCAUGAAUUGUGAAUGCCGUUGAGUUCUCCGGAGUGUAGACUUACAGGAGCAUCCGUGCCUCAACGUACCCAAGUCGUCUUGGGUUUGGUAUCCUGCCUGCCUGGGUCAACUGUAGCCCUAAUCCGUAGCAACGUAGUCCAUUUUGUCCCUUUACUGUAGUAAAGACAGAAACAUUUGGGUCUUGUGCUGGAAACUCUUUGAGGAGGACCACACUGGGCUGGAGAACCUGGACUGGAAUGCUUUCAUGUUCUUGAGAAGUGGGAUUGAUUCAAGGUGCAGCCGUGGGGGCCCGAUCCCUUUUUUUUUCAAGCAGGGCCAACUGGUUUGGUGGCCAGGGAGGGCUUCCUGGAUGGUGCAGACUUCCGGAGGAUCUUAUCGGAUGGAUUGAAACGUUCAGAGGUCACCCUCCAUUCUUGGAGAGACCCAACAAGGAGCUCAGAGACUUGGUGGCUUCAGCUAGCUUUCUGACAUGACCUCUUACAGAGAACGUCCGAUUAAGAGACCGAAGCUUAAUCUAGUUCCUCCUCAGCCAGAGCGAACCAGCUGAUAUUUCCCCCCAAAAAAAAGAAAAAGAAAAAAAAGAGGGAGAUUUUGUGGUGUAAAUGUUUUAUGAGCUUUGCUUCUGACAAAAACAAAAUCAAAAAAAAAAAAAAUCAAGGACCUCUUCAAAAAUGUGUUGAUGUCUUGAGUAUUUUGGUGAUUCCACUUGCUUCCUUGCAUGCAGGCCAUACGUAUUUCAUUAGAGACAAAAAAAGAGGACAUUUUCAAUGCCAAGUUGGACAUCCUUCGGCACCGGCUCUGUGACCCAUUUAGGAAUAAAUAUGGAAAAAACAAAGUCUGCCAUUUUCCUGUCUCUCCAAAAGCCAGCCACUUUUAAGUCAACCCUGUUUCCACUUUACGUUCCUCGAUCCAAGUGGUUUUGAGUUGAGUUUUGAUGUCUGUUCCUUUCUGUGUUUUAACUAUUGUUUCAAUUCUUUUAUUCCUCCCCCUAUCCUCUCCUUCUUCUUUUGUUCCCCUUGUCUUUUUUUCUUUUAAAUUCCAGCCGGCCUAGCAAAGCUAGUUCUUCUCGUCCGGAGAGUCCCAAGGCAUCGUUUGACAUAUAACCCUGAUCAUCCGUCCUUUAUCUGCCUCUUAGCUGUCCUGUCCUGGAAUGAUCGAAUGCACAUCUUUAAAAAAAAAAAAAAAACGAAAAAACCACAGCUUUGUUGUCGUAGCUUGUGGCUUGCACAUAUCAGAUACAACUCUAGUGACUUUUUUUGCCCCACCCCUUUUUUUCCUUCUUCCUUGUUGCUUAAAAGGAACUUUAAACAAAGCCAAUGAGUUAUAUUGUAGUAAUGAAACACAUCUUUACUGUUAUAUAAAUAUCUAUAAAUAUCUAUAUAAAUAUAUAUAUAUAUAUAAAGAUCUAAAUCUAUAUGGUGUCCAGAUGUUUUAAAGCCUUUAAAUGCCUCCACUGUUGAUUAUAGCAAAUACUUGAGUAGGAAGGAUGUGUGUUUGUGUAUAUGUGUGUGUGUCACACAAACGCACACACAUACCUAAUAAAAAUGUAGUGUAACCCAAAUCGUGGGUGAUUUUUUGCAGUCCUGGUAGUACUUGUAAUGCCAAGUGUGAUCUGUCAUCUUUUGUUUACUGGCUGAAAUAAAUUAUUUCUGUAUAACAGAGAGAUGUCAUACUUUCAAUAAAAUCCUCUCUCGGUUC
Molecule: messenger RNA, 4807 nt
Organism: Crotalus tigris (Tiger rattlesnake)
Lineage: Eukaryota; Metazoa; Chordata; Lepidosauria; Squamata; Viperidae
Gene: DNM1
Product: dynamin 1
Exons: 22
Coding region: 285-2894 (869 amino acids)
Cellular component (GO): cytoplasm; microtubule; membrane
Molecular function (GO): GTPase activity; GTP binding; microtubule binding
Source: RefSeq, a predicted model, not a curated record